Molecule: messenger RNA, 5518 nt
Organism: Procambarus clarkii (red swamp crayfish)
Lineage: Eukaryota; Metazoa; Arthropoda; Malacostraca; Decapoda; Cambaridae
Source: RefSeq, a predicted model, not a curated record
AUGAACGUGUCUUGCCACAGAAGCUACAUCAUCGCUGCUCCUCGCCUGGCGCGGCCCUUGACCGUGUACCGUGUGGUGGUAGGCGUGCUGACAGGCACGGCUCCCGUGACGGUCACGGCUAACCUGGCCUCCCCCGGGGUCAACCUCGACCCCGCCCGGGCCGUCAUCCCUCCAGGGGACACCCAGGACCUCCUCAUCCAGGUACCUCAUUCUAACGGUGUGCGGAGGUACACACUCCUGGUGGAGGGCCACUGUGGCAGCAGGCUGGUGUUCCGUAACUCCACACAGGUGCAAGCCUCACCCACCUUCCUCACCAUCCUCCUCCACCUCUCCAGACCUUGCUUCACUGGCAACCAGGAGGUGGGCGUGCGCAUGGUUCUGCUUACCACGGAUCUCAAGCCCUAUGAUGAGCCCAUCGAUAUCUUUAUUCUGGACCCCCAGAGCAAUGUCGUCAAGCGCUGGGUGUCAAGAUCACCGCAUGUGGGAGUGGUGACCGUGGCGUACACUCUGCCGGACUUGCCGCUGGCCGGGUGGUGGAAAGUCAGAGUCAACGCUCAAGGCCAAGUUGAGGAGAAGAUAUUCUUAGUCCACAAGGUCUAUGAGCCAUUCUAUGAGCUGCAGAUUGAGAUGCCAUUCUACACAAUGUCAGACGAGGAGGAGAUUACAGGCCUACUGACGGGUAGCUUUGCCACCGACAAACCAAUUUCUGGCAAUGCCACCCUCACCCUUUAUGUUAAGCAGCCGUGGAUGCUUCCCGACUCGGAGUUCAAGCUGGUCUCUUCUAUCUUCUAUGAUUAUGUAUAUGCAGAACUGGAGUUUGCGUUCCCGAUGGAGUCAUUGCUGGGUCAUGUGGAGGAGCUGGAGGGUGCUGAAGUGAAGGUGGAGAGCGUUUUCUAUGACACUUUCACUUGGAUCAAGGCAGAGGCACACUCUAGGACCCGGAUCAUCGGCAACACCAUAGAUGUGAAGGUGGUGGGCACAUCUCCCUUCAUAUUUCGUCCUGGUAUGCCCUUCAGCUUUGUGGUGUGUGUGAGGUACAGCGAUGGCGUGCCAGUGGAGGAGGAGCGCCUGGCUGAGUCCUCAUUGGUCAUCUCUGUCACCGUCACGUCCAUCACUGGUGGCACCUCCAGCCUUCCUCAGAUGGUCAUCAUGCCACUGUCGUCAGAUGAAAAGCUGCAAGAGGAGACACUAGAGCUGCUGCAGGUGGGGCAGAGGGCGGGAGAGCUGGCAUACCAGGUUGGUCUAGAGGACCACCAGCCACUGAACGCUGAGUACAUGAAUGAAGUAGUUGUCGCGGAGAGGGAGCUGGAGGACCUGAUGGAUGACUAUACCAGAGAACAGUCCUUGUCAGAGUACCGGACGACUGGUAUCUACAGGUUUGAGCUGGACAUCCCAGAUGAUGCAGCAUCACUGCGUGUGGACGUUACCUACAGUGACGAGCACAGUCACGCCUCUACAGCUGCCUAUGCUUACGCCCACCACCACCCUCACCGGAGGUAUAUCCAAGUUACCAGCAGCACAGAUGAGGCCAGCGUGGGGGAGUUUGCUGUCUUCCACAUUCGCAGCAAUUUUCCUAUUGAACAGUUUGUGUACACGAUUAUCUCCAAAGGUGUGAUGGUUUACUCAUCACGUGAGGUGACUCAUGGUGAUAACGUGGUGACCACCAGCAUCACUGUGGCCUCCUCCAUGGCCCCGAGGUUCACCAUCCUCGUCUAUGUCACCACAGAUGACGGAGAGAUCCUUGCUGACUCUCUCACCCUCCCAGUCAAGAUGUUUGAUAGCAUGGAGGUGCGGUUGUCUAUGAACCAGCACAAGGACCACUCCAAGAAGACAGUGGAGGUGGUGGUGGGUGCUCCUCCCGGGUCCCUGUAUGUUCUCUUCUGCCAGCGUGGCCUCAACUAUCAGAGGCAGCACCCUAAUGCCCUCACACACUCCCGCAUCAUUCACACCAUGGCUAACAUGGAGCCAUUACACAGAACUAACCACGCGGUGCUGCAUCGCUCACGGGAAGGUGAGUUAGCUGACCGUCUGGUGUCCCUGCCGGCCCACAGCUACGCCAGAGACGUCCUCGCCACCUUCCAGGACGCUGCCCUCAUACUCCUCACUGACGCCACCGUCGCCCUCGCUCCUGGCACAGAAAGGAGAUGUGAUAUCAGAAAGGGUCACCUGGAGUGUGGAGAUGGGACCUGCUUCCUUCAUGACCAUCUUUGUGACGGCAAGAACCACUGUACCAAUGCCUUCGAUGAACUAGGAUGUGAGAGGCUGUACGAGGACUUCCCAGCCCAGCAUGAGGACCAAGAGGAUCCACUCAUGCUCAGUUCAGACUCACUCUUCCGGCUCUUCAGAACACAGUUUAUUAUGGACAUCUUUGAUGAAGAUGACGUUGAGUGGUGCAACUCUGAGAUCUGGAUUGAUCACCGCGGGCAGGAGGAGCUGCAGCGAGAGAUACCCAAGACGGGGGAAGAGUGGGUCAUAGAAGGAUACGCUCUUCAUCCCGACCACAGCCUUUCCUUCACCAACCAGCCGAUUGUUUUCGUUGGUGACCCGCCCUUCUACAUAGCAGUUGAAGGCCCGGCUGUGUGUCGCAGGGGAGAACAGAUCUCCCUACGAGUGCUCGUGUACAACAUGCUGAGCAAGGCCAUCCAGGCGGUGGUGUUGCUCCACGACAGUGACGACUACAGCUUCGUCAACGUUGAGAGAUAUGGUGAUGUCCAGCACUUUCACCCGAGGCUGUCACGGGGCCAACACCAGCAUCUCCUCUUCAUCCCCGCUGAAGGGUACGCAGAAGUGAUGCUGCCGCUGGCGGUAAUGCGACAGUCAGGGACGAUGGAGGUGACAGUGGAAGCCUUGUCACAGAUUCGCAGAGAAACUGAAACGUGGGAAAUAGAAGUUAAGCCUGAAGGCGUGCCGGUGAAGAAGCACACGUCCCUGCUGCUGGACCUGAGGAACCGUGCUCUUGUUUACGAGUUCUUGGAUGUUCCUAUUGACGAGAGCCCCAUCAUCCCUCUCAGCCUUCAGAGACGCUACCUGUAUGGCUCCCCGGCCGCCAGGAUCACUGUAGCAGGAGACGUAUUUGGGCCAACACUUGAGGGAAUCUCGGUGGAUCACAGUGCGGUGUUUGGUGGCAGACACCUGCGGAGCACAGACGGUGUUGCCUUUAACUUUGGGGCGACCCUCUGGACCCUUCACUACCUCAGACUGACAAAUCAGCUGGAAGUGUCAGAAGCCAGGGAUGCAUUUGACUACCUCACCAUGCAGCUGGGAGGACUACUGUGGCGGUGUUAUGACGGAGGCUUCAGCAUGUGGGCCUUCACUCCCCCUAGUGUGUGGCUUACAGCCAAAGUUAUCAACAUCCUCCUGGCGGCACAGCAUGAAGACUGGGAAAAUCUGCUUUACAUUGAUCCACAUAUCAUUCAUAAGUCUGUGGUAUUCCUGCUGAAGUAUCAGAAUCCUGAUGGAAGCUUCAGAGAGGAGGGAGAGGUCACCCUGGACAGCAAGAUGAAGACUGGCAAGGAGACGUGUGUGGCCCUGACAGCCCUGGUGACAAUUACCAUGCACAACAGCCUCAGAACUCUUCAAGGGACUACACGUACAAGUGCUGUUGAAGCUCGGGCUCGUGCUGUUGGGUUCCUUGAAUUUCAUCUAGUGUACCUUGAGGACUCCUAUCAUAUUGCCAUAAGUGCCUAUGCCCUCACAUUGGUUGGGAGUCCAUUAGCUGAAGCAGCGGCAGCCAUGCUCAAUAAGAAAAAGUUGUAUACAGGUGACAUGACGUACUGGGCUCGCUCUCCCAUAACAACUCACCUGAGGCGCCAGGAGAACAACCAGAGAGCCUUCCUCCUGCCCCGAGAGCCAGAGCUGUGGGACUCCCAUGCAGUCGAGACAACAAGCUAUGCCCUCCUCGUCUUCUUGGUCAGGGAAGGUGUAACAACCAUCACAUCAGAGAAGAUUAUGAGGUGGCUCAAUGCUGUCAGGGACUGGGACUGUGCUUUCAUAUCCACAGUGGAUACACUUGUAGCCAUGCAAGCUUUAGCAGAGUACGCAUUCCGUGCUCGACUACGAGACGUGACAGACAUGGAGUGCACUCUAGACGUCACGGUCCAACCUGCUGAGCAUUACUACGUGUCUAUCAGUAACACCUCUACAUCAACCCUUCACAGCUUUGAGUUGGAGAAUGUGUGGGGUCAUGUGAACGUGGUGGCCCGGGGAGCAGGUCAAGCCGUAGCUCAGCUGGAGAUAACUUGGGGUGUGGAUGGACUCAACUUCAUCGAACAACCGCACAAAAAAUAUUUUGAGCUUAGUGUCUGGGAAAAAUAUCAUCAAUUUAGAAACAAGUCGCUUGUUACCACAACUGUGUGUGCAAGGUGGGUGGCAACAGAGGAUGGAGCGACAAGCAGUGCAGCCUUGGUGGAGGUGGAAGUGCCCACUGGCUAUAUGUUUUUCCAGCCACUAGCCGAGGAUGUUGUCACAGAGGUCCAGCACAGUGGCAGCUUCCCGCAGCUGCGUAAUGUUCAUGCCACCGAUACACACAUUUUCUGGCAAUUCGAAUUUAUUCCAUCAGAGAAGAAGCAGUGUUUUAGCUACAACAUCCAGCGGUGGUAUCCGGCCGCCAACCUCACAACCAUACGCUCUGCUACAAUAUUAGAACUCUUUGCUCCAGAACACUUUGAAAUGAUAAUGAUUAAUGCAACACCACUGGCACUGCUUGAUAUAUGCGAAGUAUGCGGGUCUUACCAGUGCCCGUAUUGUCCCAUCUACAGUGCUGCUUUCCAAGCCAAGCCAGCUGGCUGCAUUCUGGGUCUAUGGCUUCUGGUAGUGUCCUGGGUCUAUGGCUUCUGGUAGUGUCCUGGGUCUAUGGCUUCUGGUAGUGUCCCGGGUCUAUGGCUUCUGGUAGUGUCCCGGGUCUCUGGCUUCUGGUAGUGUCCCGGGUCUCUGGCUUCUGGUAGUGUCCCGGGUCUAUGGCUUCUGGUAGUGUCCCGGGUCUCUGGCUUCUGGUAGUGUCCCGGGUCUCUGGCUUCUGGUAGUGUCCCGGGUCUAUGGCUUCUGGUAGUGUCCCGGGUCUAUGGCUUCUGGUAGUGUCCCGGGUCUCUGGCUUCUGGUAGUGUCCCGGGUCUAUGGCUUCUGGUAGUGUCCCGGGUCUAUGGCUUCUGGUAGUGUCCCGGGUCUAUGGCUUCUGGUAGUGUCCCGGGUCUAUGGCUUCUGGUAGUGUCCCGGGUCUCUGGCUUCUGGUAGUGUCCCGGGUCUCUGGCUUCUGGUAGUGUCCCGGGUCUAUGGCUUCUGGUAGUGUCCCGGGUCUAUGGCUUCUGGUAGUGUCCCGGGUCUAUGGCUUCUGGUAGUGUCCCGGGUCUAUGGCUUCUGGUAGUGUCCCGGGUCUAUGGCUUCUGGUAGUGUCCCGGGUCUAUGGCUUCUGGUAGUGUCCUGGGUCUAUGGCUUCUGGUAGUGUCCCGGGUCUCUGGCUCUGGUAGUGUCCCGGGUCUAUGGCUUCUGGUAGUGUCCCGGGUCUAUGGCUUCUGGUAGUGUC